This is a messenger RNA of Penicillium subrubescens, 459 nucleotides long. RefSeq lists its product as uncharacterized. NCBI's taxonomy places the organism in Eukaryota, Fungi, Ascomycota, Eurotiomycetes, Eurotiales, Aspergillaceae. The transcript has a single exon. Bases 1 to 459 code for a protein of 152 amino acids. The record is from RefSeq and is a predicted model, not a curated record.
AUGGUUUACUUUCCUAUCUACACGUUAGAUGCUGUAAAGAAGCAAGAGCGUCAGCUUCCUUUGCUAACAGAUUUCUAUGAAAAUUAUGAUGAGUCUAAUCCGAUGACCGGGAUUGUCAGUCAGGAUAUUGCCUGGCUAUCUGGAGAGAUCAAUUACCAUGGGGUACAAUGUCAACGCCUCGUAUGGUUCAUGAAGUGGAAAUCCAAGGAGGCGGAAGAGCUCUACAAGACGACCGUACGAUGGGUGGCGGGGCAUGAGGGAAAAUCCAGCAAAGUACAACUGACAAUAAAUAUCUUCAUAGAUGACUUGAAGAGCAUUGCAAUGGUCGGGUAUGAGACAUGGCACGCUCACUUUGAGGAUCUCCGUGACGUGCUAGGUAUCCGUGUCUUCAACCACCCUGCUUUACGCGGAACCGGUUUGGGUGCGCUGAAAGACACGAAUGAACUUGGCAAUAGGUGA